Messenger RNA from Oryza sativa Japonica Group (Japanese rice), 1007 nucleotides. RefSeq names its product early nodulin-like protein 15. The record is from RefSeq and is a predicted model, not a curated record. Gene Ontology annotation, cellular component: plasma membrane. NCBI's taxonomy places the organism in Eukaryota, Viridiplantae, Streptophyta, Magnoliopsida, Poales, Poaceae. Gene Ontology annotation, molecular function: electron transfer activity.
GACACCGCCACGGCUCACGCUCGCAACAACACAAAACCCUAGACUUGCACAGAUCGAGACGAGAGAGGCUAGCAGCAACAUUCUUCGACAAUGGCUAGCCUUGCAAUCUUCGCCGCUGUAGCCUUCGUUCUCCUCGCCGCCUCGGUGUCGUCGUCGUCGGCGGCUUUGUACACCGUCGGCGAUGCGAGGGGGUGGGCAGUGCCGCCCACAGGCUCAGAGUCGUACAACCAUUGGGGUCUAAAGAAUCGCUUCCGCGUAGGCGACGUCGUGGAGUUCAAGUACGUGAACGAAUCGGUGGUGGUGGUGAACCACGAGGGCUACAGGAACUGCAGCUCGCUGAGCCCGGUGAUCCGGUUCACGGACGGCGACACCAAGUACCUGCUCGACCGCCCGGGGCUCGUCUUCUUCAUCAGCGGCGUGCAGGAGCGCUGCGAGCGCGGCCUGCGGAUGAGGCUGCGCGUCAGGCCCGCCGCUCCGGGGCCGGCGCAGGCGCCGGCGCCGGGGCCAACGAGGGCGGCGCUGACGCUGCGUCGUCCACCCAUCGGCGCUCCCAGGCCGGCCGCCGUCACCGCCGCGUUCACCCCGACAUCGCCGUCCGCUUCGCGCCCGAGCGCCAGAACCAGCCCGAGUCCCAGCCCUGGGCCGGCACAGGCGCCGAGCGGUGCAUCUGGCCGCGCGCUCACGGGCUUCUCCAUGGCAGCAGCGCUUCUCGUCGUGUGUGUCGUCUCCGUGUUCAUCUUGGUUUGAGGUUAUUUGGAGAGGUUUAAUUAGCUCUCUGUCGGUCGGUAGUAUCGUCGGUUUUGAUAGGAAUUAAUGCUAUAAUUCUGAGAUCCAAGAAGAAGAAGAAGAAGAACGUGUCAUGUCAUCUCGCGGUAGAUGACAGGAUCGAGUCCAUUUUUGUUAAUUAGGGUGUUCCAAUGUUUUGUCUAGGGUACUUAAUUAAACCCUUAUGGCCUUAUGUACGUAAACCCAUUCCCUCAAUAAAAUCCCACCAGUUUUAUUGUGAA